Messenger RNA from Oryza sativa Japonica Group (Japanese rice), 1295 nucleotides. RefSeq names its product B3 domain-containing protein Os07g0183300/Os07g0183600-like. The record is from RefSeq and is a predicted model, not a curated record. Gene Ontology annotation, molecular function: DNA binding. Lineage: Eukaryota; Viridiplantae; Streptophyta; Magnoliopsida; Poales; Poaceae. Gene Ontology annotation, biological process: response to hormone; regulation of DNA-templated transcription.
CGGCGGCGCUCGCCGACGACGGCGACGGGAUCGUAGACCGUGCCAUGUGGCUCGCAUGCGCCGCCCCGAACUCCGGCCGCCUCCCCGCCGUCGGCUCGAUGGUCUUCUACUUCGUCGACGGCCACGCAGAGCAGUUUUGCCAGUUCCCCGCACCUCUCCUGGAGCAGCUCGCCGUCCCCGGCCCCCGCGUCUUCCUCUGUACGGUGGCCGCCGUCCGCCUCCGCGCCGACGCCCUCACCAAUGAGGCCUACGCCGACAUCACCCUCGACCCGGUCGCCGACCACGACGUCCCGCGCCUGCUCCCCGCUCCCGCUCCCGCCGCCGCCGCCGGUGGCCAGCAGCAGCAGUUGCGUUACUUCGUCAAGACGCUGAUGUCUUCCGAUGCCGAGUACCGAGACCGCUUCGCCGUCCCCAUGGAUGUUGCCAAGGACGUCUUCCCGCCGCUGGUCGACGCCAAAGCGGUCCAGCCCCUCAUCGUCAAGGACCUUCAAGGAUCUCCGAUGACGUUCGACUACGGCAGGAACGGCAACAGGGUCACGCUCGCCAAGGUCUGGAAGAAAUUUCGGGACGACAUGGACUUCGUCGACGGAGACAGCGUCAUCUUCAUGCGUCGCCGCGACGACGACGAGCUGUACGUCGGGGUGCGGCGCCAGCGCACGCUCGACAAGCCACUCAGGACGCGCCGAUCCAGGCCUCCGACACCGCUUCCGGUGGCCGUGCAGGAGGUGAUAGCUGCAGCGGGUCGCGCGGCGGCCGGCGAGCAGUUCACUGCGACGUACCGCUCGCGGCAGGACGGCGACGAGUUCGUCGUGCCACGCGAGGUGGUGGAGGAGGGGCUCCGCCUCCGCUCCAGAUUCACUCCCGAGAUGGAGGUGGAGUUUGUUUGGGCCCUUGAGGAUGGCGCGCCGCCCAGCGUCGGGCCACAUGGCAAGAUCACCGCCAUCCACGACACUACAUGGAUGUGGCGAUCAGUCGAGAUUGGAUGGACGGGAGGUUCAGAGAUGAACAAGUACGCCAACUUCUGGCAAGUUCGAUUGGUUGGUUCGGACGAUUUUGCUUCUGCUGCUCCUCCCCCUCCUCUUUCUCCAAAGAGGCUGAAGAGUUCAGAGGAUCAUCUGCCUCCACCAAAGGCGUCAGCGUCAGCGGCAGCGGCAAAGGCUUCUCCCUCUUCCUCCGCGCAGGCGCAGCAGUUCAGUAUCACACGCGAGAUGUGGCGGGCAUGCGCCGCCCCCAAGUCUGGCCGCCUCCCCGCUGUUGGCUCAUUUGUCUACUACUUCCCUGACGGCCACGCCUAG